AUGGCGGACGACGAAUUAGCAGCCAUCCGCAAAGCAAGACUUGAGCAGCUGAAAGCGCAGGGAGGAGGUGGUGGUGGAGGGGCAGGUGGAGGGGAUCAAGCUCAGAGACAUAAUCACCUCCGGUUUCGCAGCGCAAAUCUAAUUCGUCCUGCAGCCGAACAACGACAAUCCAUACUCAAUCAAAUCCUCGAACGCGGAGCCGCGGAUCGCCUUGGGAGAAUAAGACUUGUCAACGAACAGCGAGCGACAGAAGUAGAGAACAGAUUGAUUAUGCUCGCGAGACAAGGAGCGCUCAAAAGCGCAGUCACGGAAGAACAACUGAAAGACUUGUUAAAUGCUGUCGCAGAGACGAGAGAAGAGGAGAAGAUUGUUGUAAGUCGGAGGAAAGGAUGGGAUGAUGAUGACGAUGAUCUACUCGAUUUGUAG
This is a messenger RNA of Glarea lozoyensis ATCC 20868, 426 nucleotides long. RefSeq names its product Double-stranded DNA-binding protein. The record is from RefSeq and is a predicted model, not a curated record. Gene Ontology annotation, cellular component: cytosol; nucleus. Gene Ontology annotation, molecular function: DNA binding. The transcript has 3 exons. NCBI's taxonomy places the organism in Eukaryota, Fungi, Ascomycota, Leotiomycetes, Helotiales, Helotiaceae. Bases 1 to 426 code for a protein of 141 amino acids.